Messenger RNA from Zygosaccharomyces rouxii, 1176 nucleotides. It is a transcript of the gene CIP1, whose product is annotated as Cip1p. The transcript has a single exon. Bases 1 to 1176 code for a protein of 391 amino acids. The record is from RefSeq and is a predicted model, not a curated record. NCBI's taxonomy places the organism in Eukaryota, Fungi, Ascomycota, Saccharomycetes, Saccharomycetales, Saccharomycetaceae.
AUGCUACUUGACAGAUUUCCAAGGUUCCAUACUAAAAAUAAACGUAAGGAGCAAUUAGAGCUCCAGGUUGAUGGUAAUAAUAAUACUGAGGUAGGAAUGGAAUCUGGUAUUGAUAGUUAUGAAGUUUUACAACAACCACAGCCUUUGAUGUUUAACAGUGGUGUUGAUGAGAAAAUGAUGGAUAAUGAUGACGAUGUUAUUUCUAUGGAUCCGUUUGUAAGAACCCCGAUUUCCACACCAAUGGAUACGCAACCUCAAUUUAAUGGUUCUGGUUUGGGUGGUCCCACUGGAGUAGGACAGCCACAACCGCCUUUCCCACCAUAUUUAAGAACGAGAGGGAGACAGAAUACGACGAGUUCGUUAUCAAGUUCGAUUUCAGAUUUCCACGCUGGUGCUAAUAGUGGUAGUGGUUGGAAUUCAGUAUCGUCGCAUUCAGGUGUGAGUGGGUCAGGUAGUUUUACACCGCAAUUCUUAGCACUGAUGUUGGAAGUCUAUCAAAAUGUUUGUUCAGACCCUACUGUAACACCAUUUGAUAGUAAUAAUCCACCAUCCGGUAUAUUAGACCGUGUUGCUAAAAUAGCAGUUGAAGAAUCUGAGAAUAAAGGUGUAGAAAUUGGUUACGAGAGGAAUAGCUGGCUGCUAACGCUCAUAAGGCAUAGACUGUUAGAAGAAGUUCAUAAGGAUUCUUAUUUGUCACGUAGUGGAUCUGCUGUUUCAAUACCACAGCUACCACCACAUUGGAUGGAUAGUGCUGCACCUUUUGAAGCUCCAUCACGACCUGAUGGUUUACGAAGACAACCAAGUCAAGAUUACUUUAAUGGUUGGAAUUUUACAUCUGCAAGGCCAGGUAGUAAUGGCGGUGGGAAUCUGAUACGGACAAGGUCGAAUUCUUCACAACUGUUGUUAAAUCAACCUGGACUGGUACGUACGAGAUCUGAUACAAAUAAUAGCGGUAUGUGUGGUUUAACACCAACUAACAGUGAAACGAAUUUGUCAUCAUCUGGAUUUGGUGGUGUUCUUAAUGGAUUUCCUACUAGACAACGUAGCAUUGGAUUAGGUGGCCCCCAAGUUUGUAACGGUAUGAAUUCCCCUAUAAAUCCACCACCAAUGGCAAGUAUGGAAGAUCCUGGUAUUACUCUGAGAAGAAAAAGGGAAUCGCUUAGAUUUAAAAGAUAA